Fusarium coffeatum is the source of this 1104-nucleotide messenger RNA. RefSeq lists its product as uncharacterized. Gene Ontology annotation, biological process: regulation of transcription by RNA polymerase II. The record is from RefSeq and is a predicted model, not a curated record. Gene Ontology annotation, molecular function: DNA-binding transcription factor activity, RNA polymerase II-specific; RNA polymerase II cis-regulatory region sequence-specific DNA binding. Gene Ontology annotation, cellular component: nucleus. Lineage: Eukaryota; Fungi; Ascomycota; Sordariomycetes; Hypocreales; Nectriaceae. Bases 1 to 1104 code for a protein of 367 amino acids. The transcript has 2 exons.
AUGGCACGCGAUUCUUCACCCCCCGAGUCACCGCUAUCAUCGACGUACGAAUCGGAAACAUACGAAGAUGGCGGCCAUGAGUUCGAUGAAUCUACACUGCGACCCUCAAAGCGCCAACGUCUCGAGGCCGGAUCAACAACAUCAUCAGCAGUAGUCCCUGAUGCUGAACCCGAAGCCGUACCAGAGCCCGACCCUCUCGAGGGCAUGUCCGACGUCUCUUCUGACACUUCAGGCGAUAUUCCCAGCUCCCCGAUCAAUGCGCGUCUUGAUGAAGAGGAUUUUCAAGAGCAAGUGACAAAAUGCGACUGGGAUGGUUGUCCAGCUGGCGACCAGGGCAACAUGGAUAAAUUGGUCGAGCAUAUUCACAACUCUCAUAUUGAGAACCGACAAAAGAAGUAUACAUGCGAAUGGAUGAGCUGCACCAGAAAGGGAUUGCCUCAUGCAAGCGGCUAUGCGCUCAAGGCUCAUAUGCGCAGUCAUACGAGGGAGAAGCCAUUUUACUGUUACUUGCCUGAGUGCGACCGAUCAUUCACGAGAUCAGAUGCGCUGGCCAAGCAUAUGCGAACAGUCCAUGAGACAGAAGCUCUCCGCCCCUCCGACCCAGUUCCGAAGUCGAUGCAAUCCGGGCCUCAGGGCAAGGGAGGCAAGAUCAAGAUUAUCAUGAAGACCAACCAGCAAUCGCAAGGUCCCCACGACGACAUGGAUGAUAUGAACGGUGACGAGGCCAACGCUGAAUACUUUACACCAUUGACGGAGGACAUUUUUACCCCCGACGAACUUCAACUCCCCGUCGACAAGCUCUAUCGAAAGUGCUACUGGGAACACAAGUGGGCUGAGGAAAUUGGCGUGUCGCUUACAAAAGAAUGCAAGGAGUGGGAGGAUAUUUACUUCCAGGAGUGGCGUGAGAAGGAAGUACUUCUGCAUCAAGUCAUCAAGAGCGAAGCCAACUGGCACGAGCGACGACAGGCUAUUCUUACAGGUGCUGUCGAUGUACACGUUCCAGGAACCGUCGAGAGUGUGGAAGGCGAGAAAACCAACGGAACUCAAUAUGAGGAUCAAAGCACAGCAGCCAGUGGGAUUCAGGCGCCUGAAAUUGAGGUGUAG